Peronospora farinosa is the source of this 633-nucleotide messenger RNA. The record is from the annotation of a GenBank genome assembly. NCBI's taxonomy places the organism in Eukaryota, Oomycota, Peronosporomycetes, Peronosporales, Peronosporaceae.
AUGGAAAUAUUUGCCGAGUGUGAAGAGCAAAAGGAUCGUGUGAAAGCCUGUUAUGGAGAUUGGUUUCAUAAACUUUGGAGUGGUUCUUCAUUCGAUCAGGCCGAUUGUGAGCAAGAGACACUGGACUUCCGUCAGUGUGUACAGGAUGCCAUGAAGCGUCGUAAGGAAGAGGCCAAGAACAAGUGGAAUGAUGAUGACAACAGCUGGAUGGACCGGACGAAGGAGCAAGCGGAUGAUUUUGCAUCCGAUGUCAAGUCUCACGCACGUCAGACACGAGACCGUGCACAAUAUGAGAAGGAUGACGCCAAGGGAAAAGCGAAGGGUAAAGCCUCGGAUGCUCAGGACAAGAUGCACGGCAAAGCCUCGGAGGCCCGGGACAAGAUGCAGGGUAAAGCUUCGGAGGCUCGGGAAAAGAUGCAGGGUAAAGCAUCGGAGGCUCGGGACAAGAUGCAGGACAAAGCAUCGGAGGCUCGGGACAAGGUCCAUGACAAGGCUUCGGAUGCCAGUGACAAGGCGCAAGAUAAAGCUUCGGAUGCCAAGAAGAAUGUGAAUGGUACGAUUUCGAACGUGGCGUCCAAGGUGCAGGACACUGCGGAUUCGUGGGCGGAGAAGAUUAAGGGGCUUGGUAAGUAG